CAAACUUGUAAUGAAAAUCAAUCGUCACCGUUGAUUUACUCCUAUAAAAGACACGCUAGGGCUUUAGUAUUUCAGCUCUCUCUUCUCGCAAAGCCUCAGAAUUCGGCUGCAAACCUUGAGCACAAAGUCAUGGUUUACGUUAAAGCUCAAAAGUCUAAGGCUUAUUUCAAGAGAUUUCAAGUUAAGUUCAAGAGAAGGCGAGAGGGCAAGACGGACUAUCGGGCCAGGACUCGUCUUAUCAAUCAAGACAAGAACAAGUACAACACCCCGAAAUAUCGAUUGGUUGCACGAUUUACCAACAAGGAUAUUAUUGCACAAAUUGUAUAUGCUAGUAUUUCUGGUGAUAUGGUUCUUGCAGCAGCUUAUGGACAUGAGCUUCCUUGCUAUGGACUUGAAGUUGGCCUUACAAAUUAUGCUGCAGCUUAUUGUGUUGGACUCCUUUUGGCUCGCCGAGUUCUGAAACAGCUGGAAAUGGAUGCUGACUAUGAGGGAAAUGUUGAGGCAACUGGGGAGGACUUCAGUGUUGAACCAGCAGAGAGCAGGAGGCCUUUCCGUGCUCUACUUGAUGUUGGUCUUGUCAGAACAACCACUGGUAACCGUGUUUUUGGUGUUCUCAAGGGAGCUUUGGAUGGCGGAGUUGAUAUUCCUCACAGUGACAAGAGGUUCGCCGGAUUUAACAAGGACAGUAAGCAACUUGAUCCUGAAGUUCACCGCAAAUACAUUUACGGUGGGCAUGUUGCUGCAUACAUGAGGACUUUGAUGGAAGAUGAGCCAGAGAAGUACCAGACUCACUUCAGUGAGUACAUAAAGAGAGGCAUCGAGCCUGACAGCUUUGAGGGAAUGUACAAGAAGGUUCAUGCUGCUAUUCGUGCAGAUCCAGAUGCAAAGAAAUCUGAGAAGGAACCUCCCAAGGAGCACAAGAGGUACAACCUGAAGAAACUGUCUUAUGAGGAAAGGAAGGCCAAGUUGAUUGAUAGAUUGAAAGCUCUCAAUUCUGCCGCUGGAGUUGAAAAUGAUUCUGAUGAGGAUGAUGAUUAAGCUGCGGGAGUUGGUGUUGAUGCUAAGGAUGAUGAACAUGCUGAGUGGACCCAGCCUUAAAAUUUUAGAAUUUUGCUUGUUUAUUAGGGAUGAGAAACUAGCCUUUUUGCCUGCGGAUCUUUUGUUUAUGUGGGAUUGCUUUUUCAGUUAUUUGGUACUUUUCAUUACUAUGUAACCGUGUCAAAAUCUUCACUUGGAUUACCUUCCAACAGUCUGUUGACAUCUUAAAAUAUCGGUUGGUUACUUUA
Molecule: messenger RNA, 1286 nt
Organism: Durio zibethinus
Lineage: Eukaryota; Viridiplantae; Streptophyta; Magnoliopsida; Malvales; Malvaceae
Source: RefSeq, a predicted model, not a curated record